Messenger RNA from Sordaria macrospora k-hell, 1401 nucleotides. The record is from RefSeq and is a predicted model, not a curated record. Lineage: Eukaryota; Fungi; Ascomycota; Sordariomycetes; Sordariales; Sordariaceae.
AUGGCCAGACUCAUCGGCCUCCUCUACGGCCUGGCCGCUUUGGCCAACUUGACCACCGCGAAACCCGUCUGCCGCGAUGAAUCAACCAAGUACGAAGCCGAAGACGCCGUCCUCUCCGGCACCCAGAUCCUGACUGCCCAAUCCGGCUUUUCCGGCUCGGGAUACGUCGGCGGCUUCGACACCGGCACCGACAAGAUCACCUUCACGAUUCCCUCCUCCUCCGCCAAGCUGUACGACCUCUCGAUCCGCUACGCGGGCAUCUACGGCGACAAGCGCACCAACGUGGUCCUCAACGGCGCCUCCACCGAAGUGUCUCUCCCGGCCACCGACUCCUUCGCCACCGUCUCCGGCGGCCAGAUCUUGCUGAACGAAGGCACCAACACCCUCGAGAUUGUCAGCAACUGGGGCUGGUACCUGAUCGAUUACAUCCUCAUUACCCCCGCUACGAAGGGCGGAGCGCACAACAUCAACACCAAUCUCCCAAGCAGCUGUACGCUUACCUCCGCUCCCAUCUACGGCAAGAAGAUCCUCUCGGGCCAACAGGACCUGUCCUACGCCAACUACGUCUCUUCCACCACCGGCAAGACCCCCGCCUUGGUAUCUUCCGAUCUAAUGGAUUACUCCCCCUCCCGCGUCGCCCACCAAGGGGAUGUCUCCCACGCCGUCGAGGAAGCGAUCACUCACCACCAGCGCGGCGGCAUCGUCUCCAUUCUCUGGCACUGGAACGCGCCCACCGGUCUCUACGACACGAGCGAAAACCCCUGGUGGAGCGGGUUCUACACGCGCGCCACGAACUUCGACAUCGCCGCCACGUUAGCCAACCCCCAAGGAACCAACUACAACUUGCUGAUCCGCGACAUCGACGCCAUCGCGUACCAACUCAAGCGUCUGCAGUCCGCGGGCGUGCCCGUCCUUUGGCGUCCCUUGCACGAGGCCGAGGGGGGUUGGUUCUGGUGGGGAGCGAAAGGUUCUGCGCCCGCCAAGCAGCUCUACCACAUCAUGUACGAGCGGUUGACCAAGGUGCAUGGACUGAAUAACCUCAUUUGGGUGUGGAACUCGGUAGCACAGGACUGGUACCCCGGCGACGAGGUGGUGGAUAUUGUUAGCACGGAUGUGUAUGCCCAGGGCAACGGGCCGAUGUCGGCGCAGUACAAUGAGCUGGUGGCGCUGGGGAAGGAUAGGAAGAUGGUUGCGGCGGCGGAGGUCGGAGCGGCGCCGAGGCCGGAUUUGUUGGUGGCUUAUGGGGCGCACUGGUUGUGGUUUUGUACCUGGGGGGACAGCUUUAUUGAUAAUGCUGACUGGAAUAGUCCGGCUGUUUUGAAUGAGAUCUAUCACCACGACUAUGUCCUCACUCUGGACGAGAUCCAGGGCUGGAAGAACAUUGGGGCUGCUCAGCUCUAG